Cricetulus griseus (Chinese hamster) is the source of this 15786-nucleotide messenger RNA. The record is from RefSeq and is a predicted model, not a curated record. Lineage: Eukaryota; Metazoa; Chordata; Mammalia; Rodentia; Cricetidae.
UGAGUCAGAGAUCCUGCACCACGAGAAGCAGUAUGAGCCAUUCUACUCGUCCUUUGUCGCACUGUCCACACACUACAUCACCACGGUCUGUAGCCUCAUUCCCCGGAACCAGCUUCAGUCGGUGGCAGCGGCCUGUAAAGUCCUCAUUGAGUUUUCUCUCCUUCGUCUGGAGAACCCGGACGAGGCAUGUGCCGUGUCCCAGAAACACUUGAUUCUGCUGAUCAAAGGCCUGUGCACUGGCUGUAGCCGACUAGACAGAACGGAAAUUAUCACCUUUACAGCAAUGAUGAAAUCCGCCAAGCUUCCACAGACAGUGACAACGCUUUCAGAUGUGGAAGACCAGAAAGAUCUGGCUUCACCAGUAAGCCCUGAGCUAAGGCAGAAGGAGGUACAGAUGAACUUUUUAAACCAGCUGACCUCAGUUUUUAACCCUAGAACUGUACCAUCUCCUCCCAUUAGUCCACAGGCUCUGGUGGAAGGAGAAAAUGAUGAGCAGCCAUCCACAGAUCAGGCCUCUGCUGUCAAGACCAAGAAUGUGUUCAUCGCUCAGAAUGUCGCUAGCCUUCAAGAGCUUGGUGGUUCAGAGAAGCUACUUCGCGUGUGCCUGAACCUCCCGUAUUUCCUGCGUUACAUCAAUCGGUUCCAGGAUGCGGUGGUAGCCAAUUCCUUCUUCAUCAUGCCUGCAACAGUAGCUGACGCCACUGCUGUUCGAAAUGGUUUUCACUCACUGGUGAUUGAUGUAACCAUGGCCUUGGAUACCCUUUCUCUACCUGUGUUGGAACCCCUUAAUCCUUCUCGUCUGCAAGAUGUGACAGUCCUCAGCCUCAGCUGUCUAUAUGCAGGUGUAAGUGUAGCCACCUGCAUGGCCAUUCUUCAUGUGGGUAGUGCCCAGCAAGUGAGGACAGGAUCCACAAGCUCCAAAGAAGAUGACUAUGAAAGUGAUGCGGCCACGAUUGUUCAGAAAUGUCUUGAGAUCUACGACAUGAUCGGACAGGCAAUCAGCAGCUCCCGCCGUGCUGGUGGUGAGCACUUCCAGAACUUUCAGCUCUUGGGCGCCUGGUGUCUGCUGAACAGCCUCUUCCUCAUACUGAAUCUUAGUCCCACAGCCCUAGCUGACAAGGGGAAAGAGAAGGACCCAUUGGCUGCCCUCCGAGUCAGAGACAUCCUUUCUCGUACGAAAGAGGGAGUAGGCUCUCCAAAGCUGGGGCCUGGCAAAGGGCAUCAGGGGUUUGGGGUACUCUCGGUGAUUCUGGCAAACCAUGCCAUCAAGCUGCUGACAUCUCUCUUUCAAGACCUGCAGGUGGAGGCGCUCCACAAGGGCUGGGAGACAGAUGGUCCCCCUGCAGUCCUGAGCAUUAUGGCCCAGAGCACCUCCACACAAAGGAUCCAACGGCUGAUUGACUCUGUCCCACUGACAAACCUGCUCCUGACUUUACUUUCAACAUCAUACAGAAAGGCAUGUGUCCUGCAGCGGCAGAGGAAGGGCUCCAUGAGCAGUGAUGCCAGCGCCUCCACCGACUCCAACACGUAUUACGAGGAUGACUUCAGUAGCACUGAGGAGGACAGCAGCCAAGAUGAUGACAGUGAGCCUAUUUUGGGGCAGUGGUUUGAGGAGACCAUCUCUCCCAGUAAAGAGAAAGCUGCACCUCCACCUCCUCCACCUCCCCCUCCCCUGGAGAGCUCUCCUCGGGUUAAAAGCCCCAGUAAACAGGCCUCUGGUGAGAAGGGCAACAUCUUGGCCAGUCGCAAAGAUCCUGAGUUGUUCUUAGGUCUGGCUUCCAACAUCCUGAACUUUAUCACAUCGUCCAUGUUGAAUUCUCGGAACAAUUUCAUCCGGAACUAUCUUAGUGUGUCUCUUUCAGAGCACCAUAUGGCCACUCUGGCCAGCAUCAUUAAAGAGGUGGACAAAGAUGGACUCAAAGGGUCAUCAGAUGAGGACUUUGCUGCUGCUCUCUAUCACUUCAACCACUCCCUGGUAACUUCUGACCUACAGUCCCCGAACCUUCAGAAUACACUGCUACAGCAGUUGGGAGUUGCUCCUUUCUCUGAGGGUCCUUGGCCCCUGUACAUUCACCCCCAAGGCCUCUCUGUGCUUUCCCGCCUCCUGCUUAUCUGGCAACAUAAAGCUGGAGCACAAGGUGAUCCUGACGUCCCAGAAUGCCUGAAAGUGUGGGACAGGUUUUUGUCUACAAUGAAGCAGAAUGCACUGCAGGGGGUGGUGCCCAGUGAGACAGAAGACCUGAAUGUCGAGCAUCUGCAGCUGCUCCUCCUCAUCUUCCACAGCUUCUCUGAGAAGGGCCGCAGGGCCAUCUUCACUAUGCUGGUGCAGAGCAUCCAGGAGCUGAGUGUUAACAUGGAGGUGCAGAUGCGCUCCGUGCCGCUAACCCUGGCACGCCUCCUUUUGAUCUUCGACUACCUGCUUCAUCAGUACUCCAAAGCUCCCAUGUACCUGUUUGAGCAGGUGCAACACAACCUGUUGAGCCCCCCUUUUGGGUGGGCAAGUGGAUCCCAAGACAGUAGCAGCCGCCGGGCCAACACUCCACUUUAUCAUGGGUUCAAGGAAGUAGAAGAAAACUGGUCCAAACACCUUUCGUCAGAUGCAGCCCCACAACCCAGGUUCUACUGUGUCCUAUCCCCAGAGGCCUCUGAGGAGGAUUUGCACCGGCUCGAUUCUGUGGCAUGUGAAGUUCUCUUCUCCAAGCUUGUCAAGUAUGAUGAGCUUUACACCUCGCUGACAGCCCUGCUUGCAGCUGGUUCUCAGCUUGAUACAGUCAGGAGGAAGGAAAAUAAGAAUGUGACAGCCCUGGAGGCCUGCGCCCUGCAGUAUUACUUCUUGAUACUCUGGAGGAUCUUGGGGAUUUUGCCACCUUCAAAGACUUACAUGAACCAACUGGCAAUGAACCUACCUGAGAUGAGUGAAUGUGACAUCUUACACACUCUGCGGUGGUCAUCCCGCCUCCGGAUCAGCUCCUAUGUCACCUGGAUAAAGGAUCACCUUAUCAAACAGGGCAUGAAGCCCGAGCAUGCUGGCUCUCUCGUAGAACUGACCUCCACCAAGUGUAACUCGGUGAAAUACGAUGUUGAGAUUGUAGAGGAGUACUUUGCGCGACAGAUCUCAUCAUUCUGCUCCAUCGACUGCACCACCGUCCUGCAGCUCCAUGAGAUCCCUAGUCUGCAGUCCAUCUACACCCUGGACGCAGCUAUCUCAAAGGUCCAGGUCUCUCUGGAUGAGCACUUUUCUAAGAUGGCUGCAGAGACUGAUCCUCACAAGUCAUCUGAGAUCACCAAGAACCUCCUUCCAGCUACGCUGCAACUCAUCGACACCUAUGCCUCGUUCACUAGAGCCUAUUUGCUUCAGAACCUUAACGAAGAGGGAUCCACCACCGAGAAGCCCUCCCAGGAGAAGCUGCAUGGCUUUGCCGCUGUUUUGGCUAUUGGCUCUGGCAGGUGCAAGGCAAACACGCUGGGUCCAACACUGGUGCAGAAUUUGCCAUCAUCAGUGCAGACUGUCUGUGAGUCCUGGAAUAAUAUCAACACCAAUGAGUUUCCCAACAUUGGAUCCUGGCGCAAUGCGUUUGCCAAUGACACCAUCCCAUCUGAGAGUUACAUCAGUGCUGUGCAGGCUGCUCACCUUGGGACUCUUUGUGGCCAGAGUCUGCCCCUGGCGGCUUCCCUGAAACAUACCCUGCUCUCGCUGGUCAGGUUGACUGGGGAUCUGAUUGUGUGGUCGGAUGAGAUGAACCCAGCACAGGUCAUCCGGACUCUGCUACCCCUUCUCUUGGAGUCGAGCACAGAGAGUGUUGCUGAGAUCAGCAGUAACUCUCUGGAGCGCAUCUUGGGACCUGCGGAGUCUGAUGAGUUCCUGGCUCGUGUGUAUGAGAAGCUGAUCACUGGGUGUUACAACAUUCUGCCCAACCAUGCAGAUCCCAACAGUGGGCUGGAUGAGUCGAUCCUGGAGGAAUGUUUGCAGUAUCUGGAAAAGCAGCUGGAGAGCAACCAGGCCCGGAAAGCCAUGGAGGAUUUCUUCUCUGAUGGUGGAGAACUUGUGCAGAUCAUGAUGGCCACAGCCAAUGAGGACCUCUCUGCUAAAUUUUGUAACCGAGUCUUGAAAUUCUUCACCAAACUCUUCCAGCUGACUGAGAAGAGCCCUAACCCAAGCCUCCUUCAUCUCUGUGGCUCUCUUGCCCAGCUGGCCUGUGUGGAGCCUGUGCGCCUGCAGGCCUGGCUCACCCGAAUGACAACAUCACCCCCGAAGGAUUCUGACCAGCUGGAGGUCAUUCAGGAGAACCGGCAGCUGCUGCAGUUGCUGACCACAUACCAAGUUGGAGAAGGUGUGUGUGCUGUGCUUCUGGGCACCCUGACUCCCAUGGCAACAGAGAUGCUGGCGAAUGGCGAUGGUACUGGCUUCCCUGAACUCAUGGUUGUGAUGGCCACUCUGGCCAGUGCUGGACAAGGUGCUGGCCACCUUCAGCUUCACAAUGCUGCUGUGGACUGGCUGGGCAGAUGCAAGAAAUACCUGUCACAGAAGAAUGUGGUUGAGAAACUGAAUGCCAAUGUAAUGCAUGGAAAGCAUGUGAUGGUCUUGGAGUGCACGUGUCAUAUUAUGUCUUACUUGGCUGAUGUCACCAAUGCCCUGAGCCAGAGUAAUGGCCAAGGAUCAAGUCACCUCUCCGUGGAUGGGGAAGAGCGUGCCAUUGAGGUGGACUCAGACUGGGUAGAAGAGUUAGCGGUGGAGGAGGAAGAUUCCCAGGCCGAGGAUUCUGAUGAAGAUUCUCUCUGCAAUAAACUCUGCACCUUCACCAUCACACAGAAGGAAUUUAUGAACCAGCACUGGUACCACUGUCAUACCUGUAAGAUGGUGGAUGGGGUGGGUGUGUGCACAGUAUGUGCGAAGGUAUGCCACAAGGAUCAUGAGAUUUCCUACGCCAAGUAUGGUUCUUUUUUCUGUGACUGUGGAGCCAAGGAAGAUGGCAGCUGCUUGGCAUUGGUGAAGCGAACUCCUAGCAGUGGCAUGAGCUCUACCAUGAAGGAAUCAGCAUUUCAGAGUGAACCUAGGGUUACAGAGAGUUUGGUGCGCCAUGCUAGCACCUCGCCAGCUGACAAGGCCAAGGUCACCAUCAGCGAUGGAAAGGUUACUGAUGAAGAGAAGCCCAAGAAGAGCAGCCUGUGCCGCACAGUUGAGGGGUGCCGUGAGGAGCUGCAGAAUCAGGCCAAUUUCUCCUUCGCUCCUCUCGUGUUAGACAUGCUCAAUUUCCUCAUGGAUGCCAUUCAGACCAACUUUCAGCAGGCUUCAGCUGUGGGGAGCAGCAGCCGGGCACAGCAGGCCCUCAGUGAGCUGCAUACAGUGGACAAGGUUGUGGAGAUGACGGACCAGCUGAUGGUUCCGACCUUAGGCUCACAGGAGGGUGCCUUUGAGAAUGUUCGGAUGAAUUACAGUGGAGACCAGGGCCAGACUAUACGGCAGCUGAUUAGCGCCCAUGUGCUCAGGCGGGUGGCUAUGUGUGUGCUUUCUUCCCCCCAUGGGCGCCGCCAGCAUUUAGCUGUCAGCCACGAAAAAGGCAAGAUCACAGUGCUGCAGCUCUCCGCACUCCUGAAACAAGCGGAUUCCAGCAAGAGGAAGUUGACUCUGACUCGCUUGGCCUCUGCUCCGGUUCCCUUCACAGUGCUGAGUCUUACUGGAAACCCUUGCAAGGAGGACUACCUGGCAGUGUGUGGGCUGAAGGACUGCCACGUGCUCACCUUCAGUAGCUCUGGCUCUGUUUCGGAUCACUUGGUGUUACAUCCCCAGUUGGCGACAGGGAACUUCAUCAUCAAAGCUGUGUGGUUACCUGGAUCACAGACAGAGCUGGCUAUUGUCACUGCAGACUUUGUCAAGAUUUACGACCUAUCUAUUGAUGCCUUGAGUCCAACCUUCUACUUUCUGCUGCCGAGCUCAAAGAUAAGAGAUGUUACCUUCCUUUUCAAUGAAGAAGGCAAGAACAUCAUUGUCAUCAUGUCCUCUGCUGGGUACAUGUACACCCAGCUCAUGGAGGAAGCCAGCAGUGCCCAGCAGGGUCCCUUCUAUGUCACUAAUGUACUGGAAAUAAAUCAUGAGGACCUGAAGGACAGUAACAGCCAGGUGGCGGGUGGCGGUGUGUCUGUGUACUACUCGCACGUGCUGCAGAUGCUUUUCUUCAGCUACAGUCAGGGCAAGUCCUUUGCAGCCACGGUCAGCAGGAGCACUCUGGAGGUGUUGCAGCUCUUCCCCAUCAACAUCAAAAGCUCCAAUGGUGGCAGUAAGACUUCUCCUGCACUUUGCCAGUGGUCUGAGGUGAUGAACCACCCUGGCUUGGUCUGUUGUGUCCAGCAGACUACUGGCGUGCCUCUGGUAGUCAUGGUGAAACCAGACACUUUCCUCAUCCAGGAGAUUAAGACUCUUCCAGCCAAAGCCAAGAUCCAAGACAUGGUUGCCAUUAGGCACACGGCCUGCAAUGAGCAGCAGCGGACGACCAUGAUCCUGCUGUGUGAGGACGGCAGCUUGCGCAUUUACAUGGCCAAUGUGGAGAACACCUCUUACUGGCUCCAGCCCUCCCUACAGCCCAGCAGUGUCAUCAGCAUCAUGAAGCCUGUGCGAAAGCGCAAAACAGCUACGAUCACAGCCCGCACAUCCAGCCAGGUGACCUUCCCCAUCGACUUUUUUGAACACAACCAGCAGCUGACAGAUGUGGAGUUUGGUGGUAAUGACCUCCUGCAAGUCUACAAUGCACAACAGAUAAAGCACAGGCUGAACUCCACUGGCAUGUACGUGGCGAACACCAAGCCUGGUGGCUUCACCAUUGAGAUUAGUAACAACAGCAGCACUAUGGUGAUGACAGGCAUGCGGAUCCAGAUUGGGACCCAGGCAAUUGAACGGGCCCCAUCAUACAUCGAGAUCUUUGGCAGAACCAUGCAGCUUAAUCUGAGCCGUUCCCGCUGGUUUGACUUCCCCUUCACUAGAGAAGAAGCCCUGCAGGCUGACAAGAAGCUGAACCUCUUCAUCGGUGCCUCGGUGGAUCCAGCAGGAGUCACCAUGAUUGAUGCUGUAAAAAUUUACGGCAAGACUAAGGAGCAGUUUGGCUGGCCUGAUGAGCCGCCAGAAGAAUUCCCUUCUGCUUCUGUCAGCAACAUCUGCCCUUCCAACCUGAAUCAGACCAAUGGCACUGGGGAGAGUGACUCAGCCGCUCCAACUACGACCAGUGGCACUGUCCUGGAGAGUUCUGAAACUGAGUCCCUAACCAAGCUGGACCGGCUGGUCGUGAGUUCUUUGGAAGCCUUGGAAAGCUGCUUUGCUGUUGGCCCGAUCAUUGAGAAGGAGAGAAACAAGCAUGCAGCCCAGGAGCUGGCCACUUUGCUGCUCUCCCUGCCAGCACCUGCCAGUGUGCAACAGCAGUCAAAGAGCCUCCUGGCCAGCCUGCACACCAGCCGCUCAGCCUACCAUAGCCACAAGGACCAGGCCUUGCUGAGCAAAGCUGUGCAGUGUCUCAACACAUCCAGCAAAGAAGGCAAGGACUUAGACCCUGAGGUGUUCCAGCGACUAGUGAUCACAGCUCGCUCAAUUGCCAUCAUGCGUCCUAACAACCUUGUGCACUUUACGGAGUCAAAGCUGCCCCAGAUGGAAACAGACUGUUUUUUCCCCAGAUGUGCCUGCUGGAAUCUAGGGAUAGUUGGCAUAUUGAUUGGGGCCCCAGUUGAAACUCCCUCCGCAGAAGGAGCGGAUGAGGGGAAAGAACCACAGAAGCAGGUGGAAGGAGACAGCUGUAGUUUCAUCACUCAGCUUGUGAACCACUUCUGGAAACUCCAUGCCUCUAAGCCCAAGAAUGCCUUCCUGGCACCUGCCUGCCUGCCAGGCCUCACUCAUAUUGAAGCUACUGUUAAUGCAUUGGUAGACAUUAUCCAUGGUUAUUGUACCUGCGAGCUGGACUGUAUCAACACAGCAUCCAAGAUCUACAUGCAGAUGCUGUUGUGUCCUGACCCUGCUGUGAGCUUCUCCUGCAAACAAGCUCUAAUUCGAGUCUUAAGGCCCAGGAACAAACGGAGACAUGUGACAUUGCCCUCCUCCCCUCGAAGCAACACUCCAAUGGGAGACAAGGAUGAUGAUGAUGACGAUGAUGCUGAUGAAAAAAUGCAGUCAUCAGGCAUCCCCGAUGGUGGUCACAUCCGUCAGGAAAGCCAGGAACAGAGUGAGGUGGACCAUGGAGAUUUUGAGAUGGUGUCUGAGUCGAUGGUCCUGGAAACAGCUGAAAAUGUCAACAAUGGCAACCCCUCGCCCCUGGAGGCCCUGUUGGCAGGUGCCGAGGGAUUUCCUCCCAUGCUGGACAUCCCACCUGAUGCAGAUGACGAGACCAUGGUUGAACUAGCCAUUGCCUUGAGCCUGCAGCAGGACCAGCAAGGCAGCAGCAGCAGUGCCCUGGGCCUGCAGAGCCUGGGACUGUCCGGCCAGGCACCCAGCUCUUCCUCUCUGGACGCAGGAACCCUCUCUGACACCACAGCAUCAGCUCCAGCCUCAGACGAUGAGGGCAGCACUGCGGCGACUGAUGGCUCCACCCUGCGGACCUCGCCCGCUGACCAUGGUGGGAGUGUGGGCUCAGAGAGCGGGGGAAGUGCAGUGGACUCUGUGGCUGGCGAGCACAGUGUGUCUGGCCGGAGCAGUGCGUAUGGUGAUGCCACAGCUGAGGGGCACCCAGCUGGACCAGGGAGUGUCAGCUCAAGCACAGGGGCCAUCAGCACCACCACCGGGCACCAGGAGGGAGACGGCUCUGAGGGAGAAGGUGAAGGGGAAGCUGAAGGAGAUGUACACACUAGCAACAGGCUACACAUGGUCCGUCUGAUGCUGUUGGAGAGAUUACUGCAGACACUGCCGCAGUUACGAAGCGUUGGAGGUGUCCGAGCCAUCCCAUACAUGCAGGUCAUUCUGAUGCUCACAACAGAUCUGGAUGGAGAAGAUGAGAAAGACAAGGGGGCCCUGGAUAACUUGCUCUCCCAGCUCAUUGCUGAGCUUGGCAUGGACAAAAAGGAUGUCUCCAAGAAAAAUGAGCGCAGUGCCUUGAAUGAAGUUCAUUUGGUAGUAAUGAGACUCCUGAGUGUCUUCAUGUCCCGCACCAAGUCCGGAUCUAAGUCUUCCAUCUGUGAGUCUUCUUCCCUCAUCUCCAGUGCCACAGCAGCAGCCCUGCUGAGCUCAGGGGCUGUGGACUAUUGUCUCCAUGUUCUCAAGUCUCUGCUAGAAUACUGGAAGAGCCAGCAGAAUGAUGAGGAGCCCGUGGCUACCAGCCAGUUGCUUAAACCACACACGACAUCAUCCCCACCAGAUAUGAGCCCAUUCUUUCUCCGCCAGUAUGUGAAGGGUCAUGCUGCUGAUGUGUUUGAAGCCUAUACCCAGCUGCUCACUGAAAUGGUCCUGAGGCUCCCCUACCAAAUCAAAAAGAUUGCAGACACCAGCUCUCGCAUCCCUCCUCCUGUCUUUGAUCACUCCUGGUUCUACUUUCUCUCUGAGUACCUAAUGAUCCAGCAGACCCCUUUUGUGCGCCGUCAAGUCCGAAAACUUCUGCUCUUCAUCUGUGGAUCAAAGGAGAAGUAUCGACAGCUCCGAGAUCUGCACACCCUGGACUCCCAUGUGCGUGGGAUCAAGAAACUGCUGGAAGAGCAGGGCAUCUUCCUCCGGGCCAGUGUGGUUACAGCCAGUUCUGGCUCCGCUUUGCAGUAUGACACGCUCAUCAGCCUGAUGGAGCAUCUGAAGGCCUGUGCAGAGAUUGCUGCCCAGCGAACCAUCAACUGGCAGAAGUUCUGCAUCAAAGAUGACUCUGUCCUGUACUUCCUCCUGCAAGUGAGUUUCCUGGUGGACGAGGGGGUGUCCCCCGUGCUGCUGCAGCUGCUCUCCUGUGCCCUGUGUGGCAGCAAAGUCCUCGCAGCCCUGGCAGCCUCCACGGGGUCCUCCAGUGUGGCUUCCUCCUCAGCCCCUGCUGCGGCCAGUUCUGGACAAGCCACAACUCAGUCCAAAUCUUCCACCAAAAAGAGCAAGAAAGAAGAAAAGGAAAAAGAGAAAGAAGGUGAGAGCUCAGGCAGCCAGGAGGACCAGCUGUGCACUGCUCUGGUGAAUCAGCUGAACAGAUUUGCAGACAAGGAGACUCUGAUCCAGUUUCUGCGCUGUUUCCUAUUGGAGUCCAACUCUUCCUCAGUGCGCUGGCAGGCCCAUUGCCUGACCCUGCACAUCUACAGAAACUCCAACAAGGCUCAGCAGGAGCUCUUGCUAGAUCUUAUGUGGUCUAUCUGGCCAGAACUCCCAGCAUACGGUCGGAAGGCUGCCCAGUUUGUGGAUCUACUGGGUUAUUUCUCCCUGAAAACUGCACAGACAGAGAAGAAGUUGAAGGAGUAUUCACAAAAGGCUGUCGAGAUUCUGAGGACUCAAAACCACAUUCUCACCAACCAUCCCAACUCCAAUAUUUACAACACCUUGUCUGGCUUAGUGGAGUUUGAUGGCUAUUACCUGGAGAGUGACCCCUGCCUGGUGUGUAAUAAUCCCGAGGUGCCAUUUUGUUAUAUCAAGCUAUCAUCCAUUAAAGUGGACACACGGUACACCACCACCCAGCAAGUUGUAAAGCUCAUUGGCAGUCACACCAUCAGCAAGGUGACAGUGAAAAUUGGGGACCUGAAGCGGACCAAGAUGGUGCGGACUAUCAACCUGUACUACAACAACCGAACUGUGCAGGCCAUUGUGGAGUUGAAAAACAAGCCAGCUCGCUGGCACAAAGCCAAGAAAGUUCAGCUGACGCCUGGACAGACGGAAGUCAAGAUUGACCUGCCUCUGCCCAUUGUGGCUUCUAACCUGAUGAUUGAGUUUGCAGACUUCUAUGAGAACUACCAGGCCUCCACAGAGACCCUUCAGUGUCCUCGCUGCAGUGCCUCUGUUCCUGCCAACCCAGGCGUCUGUGGCAAUUGUGGGGAGAAUGUUUACCAGUGUCACAAGUGCAGGUCCAUCAACUAUGAUGAAAAGGAUCCCUUCCUCUGCAAUGCCUGUGGCUUCUGUAAAUACGCCCGCUUUGACUUCAUGCUUUAUGCCAAGCCUUGCUGCGCAGUGGAUCCCAUCGAGAAUGAAGAAGACCGAAAGAAGGCCGUUUCCAACAUCAACACACUUCUAGACAAAGCUGACCGUGUGUACCAUCAGCUCAUGGGACAUCGGCCACAGCUCGAGAACCUGCUCUGCAAAGUGAACGAAGCAGCUCCAGAAAAGCCACAGGAAGACUCCGGAACAACGGGGGGUAUCAGCUCCACUUCAGCCAGUGUGAAUCGCUAUAUCCUGCAGCUGGCUCAGGAGUACUGUGGAGACUGCAAGAACUCAUUUGAUGAGCUCUCCAAAAUCAUCCAGAAAGUUUUUGCUUCACGUAAAGAGCUGUUAGAAUAUGAUCUACAGCAAAGGGAAGCAGCCACAAAGUCAUCCCGAACAUCCGUGCAGCCCACAUUCACUGCCAGCCAGUACCGUGCGCUGUCUGUCUUAGGCUGUGGCCACACCUCCUCCACCAAGUGCUAUGGCUGUGCCUCAGCUGUCACAGAGCAUUGUAUCACACUACUGAGGGCCCUGGCCACCAAUCCAGCUCUGAGGCACAUCCUCGUCUCCCAGGGCCUCAUCCGAGAGCUCUUUGAUUACAACCUCCGAAGAGGGGCUGCAGCCAUUCGUGAGGAGGUCCGCCAGCUCAUGUGCCUCCUGACCAGAGAUAACCCAGAGGCCACCCAGCAAAUGAACGACCUGAUCAUUGGCAAAGUCUCCACAGCCCUGAAGGGCCACUGGGCCAAUCCUGACCUGGCAAGCAGCCUUCAGUAUGAGAUGCUGCUGCUGACGGAUUCCAUCUCCAAAGAGGACAGUUGCUGGGAACUCCGCUUACGCUGUGCGCUCAGCCUUUUCCUCAUGGCCGUGAACAUCAAAACACCAGUGGUCGUUGAGAAUAUCACCCUCAUGUGCCUUCGGAUCUUACAGAAGCUGAUUAAACCACCGGCCCCAACCAGCAAGAAGAAUAAGGAUGUCCCUGUCGAGGCCCUCACCACGGUGAAGCCAUACUGCAAUGAGAUCCAUGCCCAGGCACAACUUUGGCUCAAGAGAGAUCCCAAGGCAUCUUACGAAGCCUGGAAGAAGUGUCUGCCUAUCCGAGGUGUAGAUGGCAACGGGAAGUCUCCCAGCAAGUCAGAGCUCCACCGUCUCUACUUGACCGAGAAGUACGUGUGGCGAUGGAAGCAGUUCCUGAGCCGGCGGGGAAAGAGGACCACCCCUCUUGACCUCAAGCUGGGUCACAACAACUGGCUGCGGCAGGUACUCUUUACCCCAGCAACGCAGGCGGCACGGCAGGCAGCGUGUACCAUCGUGGAAGCUCUUGCUACUGUUCCCAGCCGCAAGCAGCAGGUCCUUGACCUCCUCACCAGUUACCUGGACGAGCUAAGUGUAGCUGGGGAGUGUGCUGCAGAGUACCUGGCUCUCUACCAGAAGCUCAUCGCCUCAUGUCACUGGAAAGUCUACCUGGCUGCUCGGGGAGUCCUGCCCUAUGUGGGCAACCUCAUCACCAAGGAAAUUGCCCGCUUGCUGGCCUUGGAGGAGGCCACCCUGAGCACAGACCUGCAGCAGGGCUAUGCCCUCAAAAGUCUCACAGGCCUUCUCUCCUCCUUUGUAGAGGUGGAGUCCAUCAAAAGGCAUUUUAAGAGCCGCCUGGUAGGCACUGUGCUGAAUGGGUACCUGUGCUUGCGGAAGCUAGUGCUGCAGAGGACCAAGCUUAUUGACGAGACGCAAGACAUGCUGUUGGAGAUGCUGGAGGACAUGACCACAGGUACAGAGUCUGAAACCAAGGCCUUCAUGGCUGUGUGCAUUGAGACAGCCAAGCGCUACAAUCUGGAUGACUACCGGACUCCUGUGUUCAUCUUUGAGAGGCUGUGCAGCAUCAUCUACCCCGAGGAGAAUGAAGUCACCGAGUUCUUUGUGACCCUGGAGAAGGAUCCCCAGCAAGAGGACUUUCUACAGGGCAGGAUGCCCGGAAACCCGUAUAGCAGCAAUGAGCCAGGCAUUGGGCCUCUUAUGAGGGACAUAAAGAACAAGAUUUGCCAGGACUGUGACCUGGUGGCUCUUCUGGAGGAUGACAGUGGGAUGGAGCUGUUAGUGAACAAUAAAAUUAUCAGCCUGGACCUUCCUGUGGCCGAGGUUUACAAGAAGGUCUGGUGUACCACGAAUGAGGGAGAGCCCAUGAGGAUUGUUUAUCGAAUGCGGGGGCUACUGGGUGAUGCCACUGAGGAGUUCAUUGAGUCCCUGGACUCCACCACAGAUGAAGAAGAAGAUGAGGAAGAAGUAUACAAGAUGGCCAGUGUGAUGGCCCAAUGUGGAGGUCUGGAAUGCAUGCUUAACAGACUGGCGGGAAUCAAAGACUUUAAGCAGGGACGACACCUUCUAACAGUGCUGCUGAAGCUGUUUAGUUACUGCGUAAAGGUUAAAGUCAACCGACAGCAGCUGGUCAAGCUGGAGAUGAACACUCUGAAUGUCAUGCUGGGGACUUUAAACUUGGCUCUGGUGGCUGAACAAGAGAGCAAGGACAGUGGAGGAGCAGCUGUGGCUGAGCAAGUGCUGAGCAUCAUGGAGAUCAUUCUAGAUGAGUCCAAUGCAGAGCCCCUGAGUGAGGACAAGGGCAACCUCCUCCUCACGGGUGACAAGGAUCAACUGGUGAUGCUCCUGGACCAGAUCAAUAGCACCUUUGUUCGCUCCAACCCCAGUGUACUCCAGGGCCUGCUGCGUAUCAUCCCAUACCUGUCCUUCGGAGAGGUGGAGAAGAUGCAGAUCCUGGUGGAACGGUUCAAGCCAUACUGUAGCUUCGAUAAGUAUGAUGAAGACCACAGUGGGGAUGACAAAGUCUUCCUGGAUUGUUUCUGCAAAAUUGCUGCCGGUAUCAAAAACAAUAGCAAUGGGCACCAGCUGAAGGAUCUCAUCUUGCAGAAGGGAAUCACCCAGAAUGCUCUAGACUACAUGAAAAAGCAUAUCCCCAGUGCCAAAAAUUUGGAUGCUGACAUCUGGAAAAAGUUUUUGUCUCGCCCUGCUCUGCCAUUUAUUUUGAGGCUUCUUCGGGGAUUGGCCAUGCAGCACCCUGCCACCCAGGUUCUGAUUGGAACCGACUCCAUCACAAACCUGCAUAAACUAGAGCAGGUGUCCAGUGACGAGGGCAUUGGUACCCUGGCUGAGAACCUGCUGGAGGCCCUGAGAGAACACCCUGAUGUGAACAAGAAGAUUGAUGCAGCCCGCAGGGAGACCCGAGCAGAGAAGAAGCGCAUGGCCAUGGCCAUGAGGCAGAAGGCUCUGGGCACUCUGGGCAUGACGACAAACGAGAAGGGCCAGGUGGUGACCAAGACUGCACUCCUGAAGCAGAUGGAAGAGCUGAUAGAGGAGCCGGGCCUCACCUGCUGCAUCUGCAGGGAGGGGUACAAAUUCCAGCCCACAAAGGUCUUAGGCAUUUACACCUUCACCAAACGGGUAGCUUUGGAGGAGAUGGAGAACAAGCCCCGGAAACAGCAGGGCUACAGUACUGUGUCCCAUUUCAACAUUGUGCAUUACGACUGUCACCUAGCUGCUGUCAGAUUGGCUAGAGGCCGAGAAGAGUGGGAGAGUGCUGCCCUACAGAAUGCCAACACGAAGUGCAAUGGUCUCCUUCCAGUCUGGGGCCCCCAUGUCCCUGAAUCAGCUUUUGCCACUUGCUUAGCAAGGCAUAACACUUACCUCCAGGAAUGUACGGGCCAGCGGGAACCCACGUACCAGCUCAACAUCCAUGACAUCAAGCUGCUCUUCCUGCGCUUUGCCAUGGAGCAGUCAUUCAGUGCAGACACUGGUGGGGGCGGCCGGGAGAGCAACAUCCACCUGAUCCCAUACAUCAUUCACACCGUGCUUUACGUCCUGAACACAACUCGAGCAACAUCCCGGGAGGAAAAGAACCUGCAAGGCUUCCUGGAGCAGCCCAAGGAGAAGUGGGUAGAGAGUGCCUUCGAUGUAGACGGGCCCCACUACUUCACCAUCCUGGCCCUGCAUGUUCUACCCCCUGAGCAGUGGAGAGCCACUCGUGUGGAGAUCCUACGCAGGCUGCUGGUAGCCUCGCAUGCCCGGGCAGUGGCUCCAGGAGGAGCCACCAGGCUAACAGAUAAGGCAGUGAAGGACUAUUCUGCCUACCGUUCUUCCCUGCUCUUCUGGGCUCUUGUUGAUCUCAUUUACAACAUGUUUAAGAAGGUGCCCACCAGUAACACGGAGGGCGGCUGGUCCUGCUCUCUGGCCGAGUACAUCCGCCACAAUGACAUGCCCAUCUAUGAAGCUGCCGACAAAGCCCUGAAAACCUUCCAGGAGGAGUUCAUGCCAGUGGAGACCUUCUCAGAGUUCCUCGAUGCAGCAGGUCUCCUGUCUGAAGUCACCGAUGCAGAGGGCUUCCUAAAGGACCUAUUAAACUCAAUCCCCUGACCACCCCCACGGGAGUGAGGUCCCGGUGACGAGAUUGAAGCUAGCUUGCCUUCCUCCCUCGUUCCUCCCUCCGUGUGCAUUCAUUUCCCCACAGAUGCUGCAUUAGCACCCCCUCCUCCCUCAUUUUUCUCGGAGUGACUUGGGGUUUGUAGGUUUCCUGCUCUAUCUAUCACGUGUGUAUGCGGCGUGGGCUAUGAAUUGUUUGUAGCCCAAGCCAUUGAAGGACCUAUACAUACCUAGGGGCUGUGAGUUGUCCUGGCCAGCUUGAGUGUGCACAUCUUGAAAUAAAUGAAUGACUUAGUACACAUUGGAAA